This is a messenger RNA of Anopheles merus, 1953 nucleotides long. RefSeq lists its product as uncharacterized. The record is from RefSeq and is a predicted model, not a curated record. Lineage: Eukaryota; Metazoa; Arthropoda; Insecta; Diptera; Culicidae. Gene Ontology annotation, molecular function: zinc ion binding; DNA binding. The transcript is spliced from 4 exons. Gene Ontology annotation, cellular component: nucleus. Bases 1 to 1953 code for a protein of 650 amino acids.
AUGGAGGCUCACAUCGAAGCGCUGCGAAUGCAGCUACAGUUAGCCGAAUUGCGUCCGAAAGUGCAUCAACUCGAGGCGCAGCAACCGACCGCCAUUUGUGUAAAGGAUUUCGAAUCCUUCAUCGAGCCGCUUGAUGCUGAGAAAAAUUCUGAUGUCAUCCGCUGGUUCCGUGAUUUGGAACGCCUUUUCUCACUCCACCGAGUAUGCGAUGCGGACAAAUUUUUGUUUACUCUUCGGCUUCUCAUAGGCACGGCAGCUAACGUCGCCAAAGAAUUUGACGUCACCACUUACGACGAACUGAAAAUGGAGCUGAUCGACAACCUUCAUUUCGUCGCUACUCCUGAAUCUGUGUACCGCCAACUCCGCAAUCGUCGGCUGCAGCCCCAAGAGUCUGCCCUCCGCUACCUGUUUGCUAUGCAGCGCAUAGCUGGCCAAGCCGACAUCCUUGAUUCGGAACUGAUCCCGAUAGUCAUCGAUGGCUUGGGAAGCCCGUCAAUUACAUCAAGCCUGCAUUUCAUGCCCCUCACGAUGGAAGAUUUCCGGAAGAAGCUGAAGCUUUUCGAGUCUUGCCGUCAUCUUCGAGCCAUCAAGCCCCCUUCCGUCGAUGUUCGGGCCCCGAUGAACAACCGUAUGGAACGGCCCCAACCGUCGCAGCAACCUGUCCGCUGCUUCAACUGCUCCCGAUUUGGACACCUUCAGAGUGCCUGCUCCAAGCCGAAGCGCCCACCCGGCGGAUGUUUCCGCUGUUUCCAGACUGGGCACGUCUACCGCAAUUGCCCUGAACGUCGGGCAACGCCACUGUUGAGGGCGGUAUUAGCUCGGAAGAUACUCUCGGCACAAACCAAGAGAGGUGUUUGGCUAGUAGUGCACUACACCUGUAGCGACGAUCAGUCGAUGGAUGUUUCCUACUGUCGUACCUGUCACUAUGAUCGGAGAAAUCCCUUAUGUUUAAAAAGUAUAAAAGAGAAGGCUGUAUCGUUAUAUCACGAUAUUAAACGUAAAUCCAAUAAGGAGAAUAUUGAAGAACAAUCAUUCAAAGCAAGCAAUGGGUGGUUUUCACGAUUUAAAAAACGAACCAAUUUACGAAACGUAAAAAUUCAUGGAGAAGCGUCUAGUGCUGAUGAUGACGCCGCUAGCUAUUUCCCUGAUGUUUUUGCCAAAAUUGUUGAAGAAAAUUCUUAUAUUCCAGAACAAAUUUUUAACGUGGACGAGACCGCGCUUUUCUGGAAAAAAAAUGCCGACCCGAAGCUAUAUUUAAAUUUAUUUUUGCCUCCGAGAACAACGUCAUUGUUGCAGCCAAUGGAUCAAGGUGUUUUAGCUGCUUUAAAAUCCCAUUACCUUCGACAUACGUUCGAACAAGCAUUAAAAACCGUAGAAACUGGGUCUAAGACGCUUAGUCAGUUUUGGAAAGCUUUUAACAUUUUGAAUGCGAUAAAUAAUGUUGCAGCAUCUUGGAAAGAAGUGAAACAAGCGACAAUGCAAGCGGCAUGGAAAAAGAUUUACCCUCAUUUUUUUGUUAGCAAUGAACCACCAGACAGUAGUCAGGAACCUAUAUCAACUGUGUUAAGUGAAUGUGUUUCCUUGGCACACUUUCUUGAAAUAGAAGUUAACUAUGAGGAAAUGGAGGAGCUCGUUAAUUGUGCGGGAGAGCCUUUAUCUAAUGAAGAACUUAUUAAAAUGCAAUCCCUAGAAAUACUCGAAGAGUACUUAGAGGACGAUAGUGAGGGCAUGGAAGAGGAAAACAAAUGUUUCUCAACAAAAGGUUUAGCUGAAGCAUUCAGCAAUUUGGAAUUGGCAUUAUCAACCAUCGAAGCGAUGGACAGUGAUGAGGAAAGAUUUGCAAGAGUGAGCAACAGUGUACGCGAAAAUAUGAAAAUUUAUCUACAAAUUUGGGAAGACAAAAAAAAAUCUACAAAACAAUUAACGAUGGACAACUUUCUUAUUACUUUGUAA